Messenger RNA from Tinamus guttatus (white-throated tinamou), 486 nucleotides. The record is from RefSeq and is a predicted model, not a curated record. Lineage: Eukaryota; Metazoa; Chordata; Aves; Tinamiformes; Tinamidae.
AUGCCGUGGGAUACGAGUCCAAACAGUGUCCAAGACCGCGGGAAACGCUGCAGGGAACGUUGUGGGAAAUGGCUCCGAGCGGUGGUGGAAACGCUGCGGGAAGCGGAUCCGAGCGGCAGCGCAGACGGCAGGAAACGCCCAGGAAACGGCCCCGAGCGGCAUCAGGGACCACGGGAAGCGCCGCGGAUCCCGCCGCCCCGCGCCCCGAACGCCCUCUUCUCCGGCGCCGCUUUUUCCCGGUGCUUCCGGCGCGGCAAGAAGAGGAGCGGAGGCGGCUCCGGCAUCCGUGGCUGCGGGGCCAUGUAUGAAAUCCACAUUGAAUCCGAGGAAUUCCGGGAGAAGCGGAUGGUGCAGCAGCACCAGAUGGUGAAUCAGGCGCUGAGCGAGGAGAUCAAGGCCAUGCACGGCCUGCGCAUCUUCACCUCCAUCCCCAAGGAGCUGCCUCCGGCCAAGAGCUUGUGCCAGGAGCGGGAAAAUGGGAAGUGA